UGCUGCUCUAUGCCUUUGUGUAGAUGGACGAAAAAAGAAAGGUAACUCUUGUGUACAAAACAUUGAAGUGGACACUAGUGGUCUUGAGACCAGCUCACAGUACCAUUUCAAGAUUAUUCUAACUAAUGAAUCACGAUGCUGGGAUGGGAAGAUGAAAUGGAAUGUGAGCAUCGUGAAAUGUGAUGAAAAUCGCAGGUUGGCAAGAGCUUCCUUUGACAGGCCGGAGGGUUAUCUGUGCCCUACAGCCAAGUGUCAGAGAAUCAGAGCUGGAGGGGUCAGCUCUGCUCCUGUGAAUACCCCUCCUGUUGAAAUUGAUGUCUAUAUUUCUUUACAUGUCUUUGACACCAGUGGUCUUCACCUUGCCAUCCAGUCAGAUAGACGUGUGAAGUCAUGGAACCUGACCAUCUUGGAGUGCCUUGAGGACUUGAAUUGCUUUGAAAGGAAAGUUAUAAGUGAUACAGGCAAUCACAGUGUUAUAUCAAUAAAAGAGAAAUUUCUGUUGGAUACUUGUUACAGGUUCAAGUUGGAAAUAAACAGCAUUGGCAUCUGCAAAGUGUGGGCACCUGGAAAAAUGUUUACAUUGCCUUCUGGAUGUCAUCCACAAAUCCCCAAAACAUUGAAAACUUCAGAAUGGGUGGUAGGCAGAAGACUGAGCUGGUGGAUGGUGUCCCUUGGAGUUGUGCUGGGAGUUGUAUUCCUUGUCUGCAUGACACUGCUGAGUUUUUUUGUCAGGAAGUAUCUGAAGAAUGUAGCUAUGUCGAGAGGCAUGUGUGAAAAUUCAGGAGUAGCAUUGGAGAGGGCAAGGAAGCACAGACUGGGAGCAGUCCUCAUCUUGUACACCCAGGACAGUGAGCCUCACAUUGCCAGGGUGACACAAUUGAUAUCGAGGCUGAAGAAACAUAUUUGCCAGGUGUAUGACAUCUUUGAUAACAGCAAUCAAGAGAAAUUGAGUAAUCCUUCAUGUUGGCUUCAAGAAAUCAUUUCCACACCUUCCUUGAAGAUUGUGUUGGUGGUGUCUACUCAGAUCUUGGAUUACUUCCGUGCCAUCCUUACCACUUGUGUUCCUUCAGCUGAACAGCAUAGCUGGUCUAAUGCAGAUUACAAUAACCGCCUUCUGUUAGCAGCAGUCAAGCAUCUCUUUGAUAAAGAGCUUGUUUUGAAUUACAACAGAGUAUUUAUUGUGAGCUUUGGUAAGAUAGAAUUGGGCAGGGAGUGCAGUCUGCUUGUGGAGAGCCGUCGCUAUAUCUUGCCGCAGCACCAGGAUGCUCUCAUUACUGAUGUCAUGAAGGAAAGCACACACUGCUCUUCAAAUUCUUAACUAAACACAUUUAGUAAGUGUUUUUUUUCUUCUUUUGUUUGUUUUGCACUCGAUAAUGU
Molecule: messenger RNA, 1377 nt
Organism: Portunus trituberculatus (swimming crab)
Lineage: Eukaryota; Metazoa; Arthropoda; Malacostraca; Decapoda; Portunidae
Exons: 11
Coding region: 152-1318 (388 amino acids)
Source: RefSeq, a predicted model, not a curated record